AUACCUUCUUAGCAAAAGGCUCUGCUACUCUGGAAAAAUUGAAGGACCUCUGCAACGAAGGGAAAGCACAUCCCUCCACACUUUUUCAGCUGUAUACCCAGGCUGUCCUGGACAUUACAUACUUUGAGGAAAACCAGCUUGUGGAUGCAGAUUUUCCAGAAGAAUCUUCCUUGCAAAAACUGAAAGAACUUAUUUGUAUUCUUUCAGAACCAGAAGACCUAGUGAGGGAAUGCAACAUGAAGGAAGAACCCCUCGACAUCCUUGGUGCAGAGUUGUUAGAAUGCCUUUACUGGAGGAAAGGAGCUCUGCUUUACAUGUAUUGUCAUACAGCAAAAGAAAGGAGCGAGUGGCUGCGAGAAAACACUGCCAUGUUUGAAAAGUGUCUUAAUGAUGGAGUUCACUACUUGAUGAAGAUGCUUAGCUUUAGAUGCCCUCUUCAGCUAAAUGAAGAUGUCUCACUUCAAGAUAAAGACACAGCUAGAUUACUCAGUGAAGGUAUAUUUAGUGACACUCACUUACUGGCCAUGAUGUACAGUGGGGAAAUGUGCUACUGGGGACUGCAACACUGUGGAGAAGGGAAGCAGGAAAGCCUUGGGUCAAUAGAUCCUGUGCCCAACAGUGACCUGGGCAGCAGAUCACAGAGCACAUCGCUGGAUUUCCGAGAAGCAGGGAAAAACAUGUUAACAAAGUACGUGGCUGUGUGCGAGGGACUUUUGAAAGGUCAAGGAUGGAACACAACAACUGCAAAGCAAAUGCUGUGCUACUUCUUGAAGUCAGACAGCUAAAAUUCAC
This is a messenger RNA of Acanthisitta chloris (rifleman), 792 nucleotides long. RefSeq names its product chromosome unknown open reading frame, human C5orf51 (gene RIMOC1). The record is from RefSeq and is a predicted model, not a curated record. Gene Ontology annotation, biological process: mitophagy. Lineage: Eukaryota; Metazoa; Chordata; Aves; Passeriformes; Acanthisittidae. The transcript is spliced from 5 exons. The annotation marks the transcript as partial.